Ilyonectria robusta is the source of this 1341-nucleotide messenger RNA. RefSeq names its product fungal-specific transcription factor domain-containing protein. Gene Ontology annotation, biological process: positive regulation of transcription by RNA polymerase II. Bases 1 to 1341 code for a protein of 446 amino acids. Lineage: Eukaryota; Fungi; Ascomycota; Sordariomycetes; Hypocreales; Nectriaceae. The transcript has 2 exons. The record is from RefSeq and is a predicted model, not a curated record. Gene Ontology annotation, molecular function: transcription cis-regulatory region binding; DNA-binding transcription factor activity. Gene Ontology annotation, cellular component: nucleus.
AUGGACGAGGAGCCUGCCGAUGGCGAAUUGGGUCCCCGGCUAUUUAAUUCCUACAAAACAUUAGGUCAAGGCCUCGGCGCGAGAACCUCAAACCCGCCUUUUCAGCCGCGACAUGAACAAUCGGAUGGCCAGAAUACACCCUUGCGACACUUGGAUGCCCUGCCGAAUCUCGUCCUCCAGUGCCAGCUGAUGGAACACUGGACCCUACAUCUCUGUGAUGCUUUGAACCCGGUCCCGGGAAUCCACAACCCCCUGCGGACUAUCAUGAUGCCAAUCGCCCUCGAAGGAGCCCGAGCAGACUUGAAAACGUCGACUGGCGCAACUGCCUUGUUCCACCUCAUCUCUUCAGCAUCUGCGUUUCAUUUGUCACAGAGAAGGAGCUCGCCGGAAGAGAGGCGCACUCUGGAGAGUGUAGCCCUGGAACAUCACAACCUCGGUAUCACUCAUCUUGGCCAAAAUAUCCAGUCCGAUGACCUGAGCCAGUGCGUGUCUGUUCUUGCAUCCCUGGUCAUGUGCAUCUUGAACGAGGCGAUUUCAACGCCCGCCCCGUUCUGGCGCCUCCACUUCCGAGGCGCUGUAGAAUGGGUAAACCACAUCAACCCUCAGGUUUGGCACGAGACAGAAUCAGCCUCGGUCAUCUAUCAGAUGUUUUCUGGCAUGGCGACGAUUGUCCAGUCGCAGCUGCUCCUUGACGGCCUCGACUCGGCACUAUGGGAUCUUCCUUAUGAUCCGGCAUCACAACCAGGCCCAUACAUUUUGGACAUGGCAUUUGGGUUGCCCCAGCCCAUCAUGCAAUGUCUCAAUGCCAUGAAGUCGAUCCAGAAGGAGGAUAAACGAUCGGACGGCCAACCUUCGGAGAAUACGGCCCAAAAACUGGACCGACUCGAGCUCGAGCUGUAUCUUUCCGCGCCAAAGAAGCCGGACUCGUCCUUUGGCCAAGAGUACGGCGACCUGGUGUAUCACCACGGCUACACGUACUACUUUGCGGCACUGCUGUACAUGAAGCGUACGGUAAAAGAGACGCCGAUAGAGGACGUGCAGGCGUUGGUCGAGCAAUCUCUGCAUCACAUUGAAGCCCUGAGCAAGUGCAGCGACCGGCCGUUUUCUCCGAUGCUGUGGCCGAUAGCGAUGAUCGCCUUCGAGAUAAGCCACUCCAUGGCGCAGACCCGCAUGCUGAAGUGUCUCGACGUAUUCCUGGAUAGAUCGGGGUUAAUGCUCUGGAAACAGCUCUCGCGCUUGGUCAAGGAUCUGUGGGCUUUGCGAAAAACAGAAGGGAAUGCCAAUGUGAAGUGGCACAAAAGUGUCCUCACGGCGGUCAACGACAGCUUCAUGCUUCUGUGA